AUGACAUCAAUAACAGAUUUGAUAAAAAACGCAUCUCUUAAACUUUCAACUUCGUCAAAAGACGCUCUGACAGUUGAAUGGAGUUUCGUCAUUCAAGAUGGAAAGUGUGCAUCAACAACAUCAACGACAACAACAAUGACGGGGACCAUUGAACUGCAGCACCUACAUGAGAACACGCAAUAUAGGAUUUGUAUCGUGUUCGGCGAUGACGUCAACAAUAACAACAAUAACAACAACAACAACAACAACAAUAAUAAUAAGAAGAAGAAUAAGAAUAGCAAGAAUCUUUUUCAAAAUAAUUACGAUUAUGGAAAUAAAUUCAAUGGCAGCAAUGAUAGAAUGAAAGAAAAUAAUAACAAUGAUAGUAAUUAUUAUGACGAUGAUGAAGAAGGAGGUGCUGAUAAUGAUGUCAAAAUUAGUAACGAUGAUGAUAAUGAUGUGAUGAUAAGCAACAGCAACAACAACAACAUCAACGAAAACAACAACAAUAUCAACAUAAACAACAAACACGACAACAAAAUCAUCAUCAACAUCAACAACAUCAGAAACAACAUCAGAAACAACAACAAACCGAUCGACAAUCAACAACAACUACAACAACAACAACAACAUCAACACUUCGAGACACAACAACACAAGCAACUAUGCAUUCUUGCCACAACGACUCCAAGUUCAGUUGCACUUACGUUCGCCAGUGCUUUCGGUGCAUUUCUCGUUCUAGGUGCAAUCAUACUACUCGUCCUCAUCUCAAAAAUGCAACAUGGCUGCCGAAGAAAUAAAAACCGCGGGAAAAGUAACAGCAAAAAUGGCGCCAACCAAAGAAGCGAUGAUAAUGAUGCCUGUGGAGGUGAUGAUAACGAUACUCGUGGUGAUGGUGAUAAUGUUGGUAAAAGUCAAGGUUAUAUUGUUGUUUGUGAUGAUAUAGAGGAAGUUAGUUUUGUUGUUGGUAAUGAUGAUGAUGUUGUUGCAGCUACUGCAGCAGCUGCUGCUGUUGGAGGUAAAGAAAUAAACAACAACAAUGAUGAUGAUAGUGAUGAUGACGCCAUUGGAAACGUUAACAAGCGACGAGAUAUCGGAGACAUGGUGUUAUUAAAAUCUAUAAACAACAACAUCAACAGCAACAACGAUGUUGUUGAUGAUGAUAAAAUGAACGUUUCAUACAACAACAACAACCACAACAAAAAUGAUAGUAACGACAUGAUAAUGAUCAACAUAAACAGCCGCAACAAAAACAAUUUCUGCGACAUAAACAAAAACAAAUUGAAUGAAACGACACCGGAAAAGGAAAUGGAAAGAAUUAAAUUGAAAACACAACAACAACGACAACAACAGCAACAACAACAAAAACUAGAUGGCCGACCAGCGGGAAUAACUUUAAAUAGUACAACCUGUCCGAAAUUCGUAUUGACAGAUGAGUUUGGAGUCGUCGCUCAGUUCGAUGAUGACUUGAAUGUUGCUACUAAAACAUCCAAAAAAUCAACAACAACAACGUCAACAACAACAUCAUCAACAACAACAACUUCAGCAACAUCAACAACAACAUCAACAACAACAACAAACGCCUGCAAUGAUUACGAGGAAAUCGAUCGUCCAGGCAAAAGUUAUGAUAAUGAUUUUGGUUAUUCUGGCAGUAAUGAUAACGAUGUCAGAUUUGGUGGUUGUGGUGGUGGCGAUGAUGAUAAUGAUGGUGGUGAUGAUGGUGGUGAUGAUGGUGGUGAUGAUGGUGAUGAUGGUGAUUUUUAUUGGCCUCCUGAUAUCAGUAACCAGCCGUGUGUUGUGAGAGAUAUAAUUAACGGAAAUGACGUUGAUGACAAAGAAUUUUCAAACAACAACAACAACAAUAUCAACAACAACAACAAUAAUAAACAACCAACUAGCAAGAGAUUGAAUAAGAAAAGGAUGCUUCAAAGAUCAAUUGGUUUCGAUGAUGACGACGAUUGA
This is a messenger RNA of Helobdella robusta, 1941 nucleotides long. RefSeq lists its product as hypothetical. The record is from RefSeq and is a predicted model, not a curated record. Bases 1 to 1941 code for a protein of 646 amino acids. Lineage: Eukaryota; Metazoa; Annelida; Clitellata; Rhynchobdellida; Glossiphoniidae. The transcript has 4 exons.